Durio zibethinus is the source of this 1380-nucleotide messenger RNA. The record is from RefSeq and is a predicted model, not a curated record. NCBI's taxonomy places the organism in Eukaryota, Viridiplantae, Streptophyta, Magnoliopsida, Malvales, Malvaceae.
AUGCUUGAACCACUAUCGGUGCCUGCUAGAUCGUGGGAAAGCAUUUCUCUCAAUUUCAUUUCAGGCCUUCCCAAGGUUGGUGAUCUUGAAGCUAUUUUAGUGGUGAUUGACUGUUUCUCUAAGUAUGCCACAUUCAUCCCCACUCACAAGUAUUAUCCUAUAGAUGCUAGUCGAAGAAAGCCAACCAGAGCCGCCAUCACCAUGAAACCACCCUCAAAGCAUCGAGUCGAAGAGAUCUUAGCCGACAAGGAAACUAAGACACUGAAUUAUGUAACGUGGGAGAGAUCCAAUCUGACGAUACAAUAUCUAUAUGUACAGAUAUCCACUGGCCAAGGGCUUCUGAGGGUUCGAGAAUUCACUCUGGCAGAGAUUGAUCAGCAGUUUGUUGAUCCUGAAGACAAAUCUCAUCCAAAAUACUCUGAAGUUGUGCACUUGGAAUUCCUGAUGUUUCCAAGGGAAGAGCAAAUAUCUGGCCAAUCUACAAAGAAAAUACGUCUUGGUCUGUUUCAAAGGUUGGGAAUUAUCAACAAUGAAACCCUUGCCUACUUUAUUGGCAGAGUUAAUCUCUUCCUAACUCACCUUAGUAUAGACAAAGACCAUUUACGGUUCAAGCAGCAUCUUCCGAAUGAAAUGGCCCAUUAUGCUGCAGACUGUUGGGAUGCUGAGAUCUAUUGUUGGAUUGAAUGUGUUGGUAUUGCAGAUAGGUCUGCUUAUGAUUUACAACUCACUCGGUUAGAUCUUGGCCUAUGUCUUCAUAUUAUCUUUCUUUUCUUGGUUAAGGACAAAGGUGGUGUCCCGCUUGUGGCUGCUGAGAAGUUUUCGGAACCUAGAGAAGUGGAGGCACUGAAUGAAAAAGAAGCUCUGGAAAUGAAGGCUGCUUUGGAAUCCAAAGGAGAGGUGGAAUUCUAUAUCUACACUCCUGGGAAAAAUGUGCCCAUUAAAAAGAACAUGGUCUCAAUUUUAAAGGAGAAAAAGAAAGAACACCAGAGAGUUUUUACGCUGUCUGUGAUUGAACCAUCCUUUGGAAUUGGGUGGAUGACUUAUUGCCUCUUUGAGCCCUCUUUCUACACAAGCCCAAGUAAAGCUGGGAAUGAGCAGUUGAAUGUUUUCCGGCUUCCUCCUCUUGUGGCACCGUUUAAAUGUACAUCUAUAGGUAAAAGGUAUGCAAGAACAGAGGAACUUGGUGUACCGCUUGCCAUAACUGUUGAUUCAACGAGAGACGUGACAAUCCGGCCGAGAGACAACAAGCUUCAAUUCCGUUUUUGUGUGGAAGAGGCAGCCUCUGUUGUUAAGUCUGUUACUGAUGGGCAGAUAACAUGGGAGGAUGUGUGGCAAAUUUUCCCCAUCAGUAUUGUGGGUCAGCAUAUGACCGAGUCUUAA